UAUAAUAACUGUCGCCUAUUAAGUAUCUUAUAUAUUAGUACCAAUGCUUAACAGCGGAUUAGGGAAGAAAUAAUUCCAUUGGUAUAAAUCACUAGCAUUUAUCACUUAAUAAUAAAGGCUCCAAAUGGCAUUCACGGCGAAAGAUAUUAACUCCCACAUUCCAUUUUAAUAUAUUACAGCAGUUUGUUGAGAUUUUAAUCGAUGAGGGCGAGAGCAUGACAAAAUCUUUAAAAAAUGCAAGAGGCACUUUUAUAAAAGAUUUAGUACCAUUUGUUAGUGAACAUACACUGAACGCAAUAUGUGAAACUGCUAUGGGGACUUCUCUACAAAAAAUGGGUACAUUUCAACAGCAGUAUCGAAAAGCCGUUUACCGGAUGGGUAAACUUUUAUUUUAUAGGUAAUGUAUAAUAAGUAUUUAUAGUAUAUUUAAAUGCUAUCACGAGAUAUAAAUUAAUAUAAAAUAAGCACGUAAUAAUAAAUAAUUAUAUUUAAUAAAACAUUAUUGAAGCCGACAAUCAACAGUCUAAAUUAUAUCUAUAUUGUUGUUUACUUUCAUAUAUAGAUUAAUUAAUAACUGUUUUAAACGCUGGAGUAUGUAUGUAUAUAUAUUAUAACAAGAUAAUGUACCUAAAACUUUGUCAAAUCUAAAGACAUUAUCUUCGAGGUAGAAGUCUUUAACUUAAAUUAGUAAAAUAUUCAUUGAAAUUCCAGCAUAUAUUCUUUAAUAUAUAUUUCAUUUUAAUGUUACAAACACUAUAACGUUUUCAAAUUCAUAUACAUGACAUGCAAUCGUAUGUAUCAUUUAAAGCAAUGAGACCGUGGUUCAAAAAUUCUUGGGUAUUCUCGUUAUCGCCAAGAGGUAAAGAACAAGCAAAGCUCCUAAAGAUAUUGCACGGAUUUACUGAGAAAAUUAUUGCAGAAAGAAAAGAUUAUCAUAAACGCACCAAUGGACAAUAUAUGAGCAACUUUAGCAAAGAUGCAGUGGCAGAUGAAACAGAAACCAUUGGAAUUAAAAAGAGACGACUGGCUAUGUUGAACCUCUUAAUACAGGCAGCUCAAGAAGGUCUUUUAACUGAUGUUGAUAUUAGAGAGGAAGUCAAUACUUUUAUGUUUGAGGGUUUUGAUACUACAGCAAUGGCUAUGUGCUAUACUUUAUCACUGCUUGCUGAACAUAAAGAUAUCCAAGAUUGUGUCAGAAAAGAAAUCAAUGCUGUUAUGCGAGAGAAUCAAGGGAAACUUACCAUGAAGUCAUUGCAAGAUCUGCAGUAUUUAGAGAGAUGUAUAAAAGAAACGUUGCGUUUAUAUCCCAGUGUUUUCUUCAUAUCACGGAUUACUUCAGAAGAAAUACAAUUACAAACAUAUUUGAUACCUGCUGGAACAAUAGUGACGCUUCAUUUCUACAUGACCCAUAGAGAUCUUAAUUUUUGGCCAAAUCCAGAAAUAUUUGAUCCAGACAGAUUUUUACCUGAAAAUAUUCGAAACCGUCAUCCUUACUCGUACUUACCAUUCAGUGUUGGACCCCGUAAUUGCAUCGGUCAACGAUUUGCUUUAUUGGAGUUAAAGGCGAUGAUAGCUCCUCUCAUUCAUAAUUUCUAUUUGGAGCCUGUUGAUUACUUAAAGAACCUACGAAUUGGAAUAGAUCUGAUACUUCGUCCUCUUAAUCCACACCGUCUAAAAUUUAUUCCAAUCGCCACAAAAUACAUAUAAGUAUUUAAAGACAAUUUAAAUUUUAAGAAACGUGAAAAUGACGUAUUAUAUUAAAAAAUGAAGAAAAUUACAAUUCUUAUUAUAUGCAAUUGUAGAUACAGAUUAACAAUAAAAAUAUACAUAUA
This is a messenger RNA of Solenopsis invicta (red fire ant), 1832 nucleotides long. Its product is annotated as cytochrome P450 4C1-like. The record is from RefSeq and is a predicted model, not a curated record. Lineage: Eukaryota; Metazoa; Arthropoda; Insecta; Hymenoptera; Formicidae. The transcript is spliced from 9 exons. Gene Ontology annotation, molecular function: iron ion binding; heme binding; monooxygenase activity. Bases 784 to 1707 code for a protein of 307 amino acids.